This is a messenger RNA of Naegleria gruberi, 1605 nucleotides long. RefSeq lists its product as uncharacterized. Gene Ontology annotation, molecular function: guanyl-nucleotide exchange factor activity. The transcript has a single exon. Bases 1 to 1605 code for a protein of 534 amino acids. NCBI's taxonomy places the organism in Eukaryota, Heterolobosea, Eutetramitea, Acrasida, Naegleriidae. Gene Ontology annotation, cellular component: cytoplasm. The record is from RefSeq and is a predicted model, not a curated record.
AUGAAAAGAGUACAAGUGGUGAGCAUGUUGAUUGCUGUCUUAAUAUGUACAAUAUUGGUAUUUGUUGAAGGUGCCGAUCCUGUCAAUUUGGUUUUUUCAAAGAAUCAACAAUUGCAAGUGGAGGAAUUGUUCAAAAAGAGGGAUUUAAUCUCAACCUAUUUGGACACUAUUAAUUCAGAUCUUGCAGAAGCUAUUACAUCGAGGGAUUUGGCCUCUCAACUCUCCUUUGCACAAGAUGCUGCUGGAAAGGACUUUAUCACAAAAAUUGAUGGAGUGACUGCUCAGGAUGUGGAUCAAUUUGCAUCAUCCUUCAGUCUUCAAUAUCAAGAAAUGGUAAAUUACACCAACACUUUACAAUUGAAAAAGAAGAUUAUUCUAGAAUCUAUCAAGGUACUUGAUACUCAAAUUAUUGCACAAUACAAUAAUGGAAUAAGAAUGAAUAGAUUUGCCUCCACUGAAAUGGGAACUGUUGCUUUAUUGGCCAACAAUACUUUAUUAUUUAUUGGAAAAUUUGAAACUACAUACAGAAAUGCUGGUUUUAAUUCUGCCGACUUGACUGCAAGAGUUAUUAAAACAGUGGGAUUUGUUGACAUGUCUCCAAUUGCUGGAAAGACAGUUGUGGAUGUACAAGCUGUGGCUACCUAUAACUUUGUAAUUUUAACUUCUGAUGGACAAGUUUGGGGCUGGGGAUAUAAUUACGAUAACACUCUUGGAGCAAAUGUGGCUGGUACAAUCAAUAUUAUGAAAAACCCAGAUUUUGGUGCUGUUAUUCCUUCUCCAGUUAUUAAGAAAAUUAAGUGUAAUGAUAAUUUCUAUGGAUGCUAUAUGAUUACAACUGAUGGUAGAUUAUUAUUUAUGGGAGCUUUUGAAUAUACUGCCAUAGUUGAGCAUUGGACUAGACCAAGAGUAUUGUCUACAAUUGUAGAUGGGUUGAACCAUGGUGUUGUGGAUGUAGCUAUUGCAACAUUGACCUCAGUUCCAAAAUCUAUUUGUUUCAUUUCUAAUAUUAAUAGCUUGAUUUACUGUACAGGUGAUAACUCUCUUGGUCAAUUAGGAGAUUUAACAACAACAUCAAGAAUCCCAGGUGCUUCAACAGGAACUGGAUCUCCAGUAUUCACUUGGAAACAAGUUUCAUCAGAUGUUAAAUUUGUUAAAAUUCUUGGAGGAUCUCAAUAUUUCAUGGCAUUGUCAACUGAAGGAAAACUCUACUCAUGGGGAACUGGUGAUUUUAGAUUGGGAAGAGAAUCUAAAAUAGUUCCUUACCAUAUGCCAGCAAAAGUUCCAACUCCAUUCAUGAUUAGAAAUGUUUGCCUCUCUCCAAGUAAAACCACAACCUAUGUCACUGACUUUAAGGAUAAUGUAUAUGUCAUUGGAUCCUACUAUGGUGAAGAUCUUACUCAAUUCUAUAAGGUUGCUGUAUUGGGAGAUCGAACUUUUCCAGAAAUUAUUUGUGGAGAUUCUGGAACUUUCCUCAUUCCAUCAUCAAGUACUUCCUCUAUUUGGGCUACAGGCAAAAACACCAAUUAUCAAUUGGGUGUUGAUGCAGCAAAUACAUACAAUUACUUUUUCGAAGCAUCAAAUGUUCCUAAACCCUAUAAUGUUUAA